CCCUGGGGAGCCCAGGCUCUGGGCCUCAGCUGGCCCGGCCAGAACCUGGGGACAGCGCCACCCUCUGCGAGCAGUUGCGAGGACGGAAUGAGCCAUUAUGGAGGAAGUGUCCCGAUGCCCACCAGGAGUUCCGUGAAGCAGGAGGAAAGCGUGUCGCCCAGCAUGCUGGCCGGAGAAGUGCCCCCAACCGGGGCCCCUGGAGUCAGAGCCCCCACCCAUGAGCCCGUGUCCCAGCUGCUGGUUAACUUCAUCCUGCUGGACGGAGGCCUGUCGGGCCCUUGGGUGAAGGUGUCGUGCUGGGCAUCCUCGGGCAGCCCACCCAUCACCUACAGUCUUGUCGGGAGGGACAGUGGCACCUACAUGAAGCAGACACAGAACUACAAGGAAGCUGCCAACUUCUCCUUCCCGCUCACCCAGACGUCGUGCUGGCUCAGGUGCCAGGCUGCAAACAACAUCAGCGCCCAGCACAGCGCCCUCACACUGGUGCCCCCAGGAAAGCUGCCCGAGGGACCCACCUUCGUGCUGGCCGUCUCCACAGUAGCUGUCCUCUCCACGGUAGCUGUCAUUUCGGGGAGGCUGAGCAGGGCCAGGCACCUCAGUUUUCCAGAUGCCAGACACCCCCACCAGGUGGAAGAAAUUAAUCUCUUGAUGAUCGUGAGAACGCGGCCCCCAGACCUCCUGGCUCCUCAGGACUGGUCACAUUAACGGCCCUGUCACCUCGCCGGCCACCAGUCGGAGACUUGAGCGGGAGCUGGUCACAGACACCUGCAACCCCCAGCUGGCCUUGAAAAAUGCCUUGCGGAAGCUCCUUGGGGGGUUCAGGGGCUGGGGGUGGGGAGCCUGAGCCCGGCCCUGCAAUAACCCUUCCUCUGUUCCAAACCA
Messenger RNA from Phacochoerus africanus (Common warthog), 882 nucleotides. It is a transcript of the gene C14H17orf99, whose product is annotated as chromosome 14 C17orf99 homolog. Lineage: Eukaryota; Metazoa; Chordata; Mammalia; Artiodactyla; Suidae. The record is from RefSeq and is a predicted model, not a curated record. The coding region runs from base 88 to 705 and encodes 205 amino acids. The transcript is spliced from 5 exons.